CGGGAGGGAGGCAAUGGUGUUAUAAAUAUAUUAUUUGCUGCGCCUGGACACGUCUGGUUACUGUUGUCUCUUGCCGGUAGGUAGAGUAGGUGUUGGCGCGCCAGUACCCAGACUGCCAUCAAGGAUCAACACCGGGGAGAGAGAGAAUGGGUGCCGUGAUCCGUCCUCUGGCGAGGCCUGGCGCCGGGCGGGGUGGGGUGGGCUGGCGGACCCAGCCUACCGGGGAUCAGGGACAGGCUGGGGCGGCUCAGACUCAGGCUCAGUGUGCGGUGCGGUGCGGAACUGAGAGGACGAGCGUAGCCUUACUAUCUACAACCAUGGCUGGAAGUGGUCCCAAAGUAAUCACGUUGGAGAACAUGAACUCCCAGGUGAAGAAGAUGGAGUACGCGGUGCGCGGCCCGCUGGUGAUCCGCGCCACGGCCAUCGAGAAGGAACUGCAGGCGGGAGCAGAGAAGCCCUUCAAGACAGUCAUCAAGGCUAACAUUGGUGACGCACACGCCAUGGGCCAGAAACCAAUCACCUUCCUCAGACAAGUUGUGUCACUGUGCCUGAUGCCAAGCUUGCUGGAUGAUGACACCUUCCCAGAGGACACCAAGGAGCGAGCUAGAGGCAUCCUGGCAGGGUGUCGUGGUGGCUCCCUCGGCGCAUACAGUGACUCACCAGGAAUUGAGAUCAUCCGGCGCCACGUGGCAGAGUACAUACAGCGCCGGGAUGGCCACCCGUCCUGCUGGGAGAACAUUGUGCUGUGUGCCGGGGCCUCUGAGGGCAUCAGGGGCACAAUGAAGAUGAUGAUCCAGCAUGACAAUGGCAUCAAGCCGGGCGUCAUGAUCCCCAUCCCUCAGUACCCACUCUACUCAGCCACCAUUGCAGAGUUCAACCUUCAUCAGAUUGGUUACUACCUUGAUGAAUCCACCAACUGGGGCCUGGACAUGGCAGAGCUGGAGCGGGCGUACAAUGAGGCCAAGGAAGUGUGUCUCCCAAAGGCCCUUGUGGUGAUCAACCCUGGCAAUCCCACUGGUAAUGUUUUGCCACGGGAGAACAUUGAAGCUGUUAUCAAAUUUGCACAUGAAAGAAACCUCUUCUUAUUUGCUGAUGAGGUGUACCAAGACAAUGUGUACGCUGAUGGGUGCAAGUUCCACUCCUUCAAAAAAGUGCUGAUGGAGCUUGGAGAACCUUACUGCCACAUGGAGCUUGCUUCCUUCAUGUCUUGCUCAAAAGGCUACAUGGGGGAGUGUGGCCUGCGUGGUGGCUAUGCAGAGCUUAUCAACCUUGACCCUCAGGUGAAGGCCAUGUACCUUAAGAGCAUCUCAGCCAAACUUUGUCCAACCACUCUUGGCCAGGCAGUGAUGGAGUGUGUUGUGAAUCCACCACGUGAGGGUGACACGUCCUAUGAACAGUUCAUGUCAGAGAAGAGUGCCAUUCUGUCCUCCCUGGCUCAGCGUGCCAAGAUGGUGGUGGAAACUUUCAACUCAGUACCGGGCAUGUCCUGCAACAUUGUGCAGGGAGCCAUGUAUGCCUUUCCCCAGAUCCAGCUUCCUCUGAAGGCCAUAGAGGCAGCCAAGGCAGCAGGACAAGCACCAGAUGUUUUCUACGCCUUCCAGGUUCUUGAGAACACUGGCAUAUGCAUUGUUCCAGGCACUGGGUUUGGGCAGCGUCCUGGAACGUAUCAUUUCAGAACCACAAUCCUGCCACAGCCUGAGUUGCUCAACACUAUGCUGGAGAAGUUUAGGGAAUUCCACUCCAACUUUGUCAACAAAUAUCAGUGAAGAGAACAAGUAUGAGGAGAAGGAGGAGGAGGAUGCCUGCACUUCUGAGAAGCACACCCUGCUGAAUCUCCUGUCUGCACCAGCAAGUAUCACACACAGCACAGCACAGCACAGCACAGCACAGCACAGCACAGCACAACACAACACAGCACAACACAACACAACACAAUACACACACACACACACACACACACACACACACACACACACACACACAGAAUCACAAAUGCCAUUUCCACCAUCACCCGACCACCACCACCUUCACUAUUUACCAGAUGUGCAUUAUUCACUGCCAUUUAUAACAAAUGAUCAAUAUUGCACUUGUUAUCCACUGCACAAAACAUACUUUAUCAAUGGAGGGUUAAUUCUGUCUCUGUGCUGCUGGAUUUAGCAUUCAAUUUUCCAGUCCCUUUGAUUAACAGAGCUAACUUUGCUGUACACAGCAAGAGGCCAUAAAAUGGUUUCAUGUUCCCAAGAGUGGUGAGCAUUGGCACUUGCCCUAUAGACUCACCUAAAUUGUCUUCACUCCUGCAAGUCUCAUUCUGAACACUGGCAGACACACAAUGCUCAGUAAAAACAUUCAAAUGUUUGUCUAUAACUGUACUUUUCCUAGACUGCUCACUCAAGAAUAUUAAAUUUAGCUGUAGAGUGUUGUUGUCAGGGCUGCAGUUAGUAUAUGCACCAUUUUUGGGACAUGUAUGCUAUGUUUAUCACAGUGUGCAUGAGAUCCAGCCAAGCUAUGGGGGACAGAUGCCUCAGUCCACUUCAGGCUUCCACUAAGGUUCUAUUACAUGAGGCACUGUUUUAGGAAAGGCCUUCUGGUGUUGUGGUAUGACACACUUGCUGUAUAGGAAGAAACAUGGAUGUUUCAAUGAGUGAACUUUUCACUGCAAUUAAGGUUUUGAUAAAAGUAGCAGCUUCAUUUCAAGUGCUCUGAAUAUUAUUUAAUUUUGUUACUUUAAAUUUUAUUGUACUUUGUUCAUUCAUUAUUUUAUAACUCAGUAUAAUUUUUCAUUGCAGUGGAGAAUGAUUACUUUGUUAAUGAAAUAUUUAGUUUGUCAUAACAGCUUCUCCAUCAUUAACAAAUGAAUGAAUUGCAUCAACUUCCCCAUAGACUCAUUCACAAAAUGUCACCUCCCAUAACUUUAAUCAGGUUACAAUUGCUUUUAGUUGACAUGCAGAGCUGAGGUGUCACUUUGUGAUAAUUAAGUGUUGCAUUAUUAAUAUUUGUGUUUUGUGGUCCUGGGAUCACAAGAACCACUGUAUUGCAUCGAGCAGCACAGCAAUUGUCAUUGUGUCAAAACAGCCAUUCUGUCUGGCUAAUUCUACAUGCUGGCAGUGGUUGUGGUGCAUCUUGGAAGCAAUUCGUAAGUUUGUUGGGAUUGUGUUUGGAAGUAACAUAUUGUAGAUACCAGAGAGAGAGAGAGAGAGAGAGAAUUAAUCAACUUGUGCCUUCUGCAGAUAAUUGCAUUAUAUUUGCACUUUGAUAAAUGAGCUACUUUUCAAAUGUUCAUUUCAUCUCUCUCUCUCUCUCUCUCUCUCUCUCUCUCUCUCUCUCUCUCUCUCUCUCUCUCUCUCUCUCUCUCUCUCUCUCUCUCUCUCUCUCUCUCUCUCUCUCUCUCUCUCUCUCUCUCUCUCUGUGUGUGUGUGUGUGUGUGGUUAUGUUGCCUGUGGUAUUUUCAGGGCUAAGGGAAAUAGGAUGGGCAGUGUACCUCUUAUCACUAUAUAUAUAUAUAUAUAUAUAUAUAUAUAUAUAUAUAUAUAUAUAUAUAUAUAUAUAUAUAUAUAUAUAUAUAUAUAUAUAUAUAUAUAGGUCAUAGAAAAUGCUCAACAGUCGGUAUAUAAGCAAGGAAGCACCUGUUGGUAUACAUGCUUUGGUAAUUAAUUGUUACUACCAUGUGCACACAACUGCAGCUCGUCAUCAUGAUGGCAACAUCACUGAAUCACGUUUUACAUACAUAUCUAUCUAUCUAUCUAUCUAUACUCAGGAUAAUGUCAUGGCAGCCUCAGAUGCUUGUCUAUCACUGUGGUUACAAAUAGUUAGAGUGUGGCUGUUCUACAGUAUUUCAUGGAUCAGUCAUGAAGAUUGGAGAGCAGUCAGUGAUGAGCACAUAGUAAAUCCUGAGAUGAUUACAUAAAGUUCUAAUGCUGUAACUUCUUUGUGGCACACAAAUAUUGGAACAUAGCCAUCGAUUCAGAUGCAACGAAAUGAAAGACUCAUUUCUGCUUAAUUCUAAUUAUAUUAGGCUAUAAUGCAUGCAACUCUUUUAGCCAUGUUCAAGGUUUUGUUUAUUUCUGUAGCUGUAUAAGUUACUUGCUCCUAAAGUAAAGAUAUUGAAAGAAAGAAAAUUAAAUCUGCACCACAUGGUUCUUUUAGUGUUGAUGUUGUUCCAUAGUCUGUUACAUGGCAGCCAAGUAGCCUUUUUUAAAUGGUGACCCUCUCCUGCCUUUUAUGUUGUGCGGUUGUACUUGUGUUUGCAUGUUCCUUCUGCAGCCAAAAUGAUGACUUGACUUGGACUGACAAAGCAAGAACAUGUCACUGGUCAUCAUGUCACUGCAGGUUUUCUGAAUUUUCCCAACAAAUGAGGAAAAGGGCCAAAGAAGGGUAAAAACAAAAAGAUUGAGGCAUAUCACACUGUCAUCAUCAGUGACUUAGACAGUAAUAGUUUGCAUCAUCAUUGACAUUAGCAGGUGAAUGUGAGUGUAGUGAUGGUUUCAGCAUAACCAAUGCUGGAAGUUCUGAGUACACAUAAUGCAUAUCAUGAAUGCAUAUCCUGAAUUUAUCAGGUUAAACAAACAUAUCACUUUCCAAGAAUAUUUUUUUGUAACUCAAGGUGUUGCUUACCAAUGGUGUCUUGUGGUCAUGCAAUGUCUAGAAUUUAAACAAAGAAAUUAAAUGACCUCAGAACAUAAAUUCUUACUAGCAUCUUUUGAAAGUAUUAUCCAUCCAAGGCUUUUUAUGUUUUAAUCAUGUAAUCCUAGGUAAUUGUUGGCAUUGUGCAAGUUCCCAUGAAGUGAGUCGCUUAACUGUACACAUACAGUAGAGCACAGUACAUACUGUACCAAGCCAAAGUACAAUUAGAGGAGUCCACUUGUUAGCUGAAGAUAUGUGUGUGUAUGAUCUGUGAUUUGUGGUAUGUGAUGUGUAAAAAAUAAGAUAGUCAAUUUAUUUUAACAGGCUGAUUUAUUCAGCUAUUUCUGAUAGUGUUGAUAGUGAAAAUACUGUGUAGUCCAAGGAUUACUGUGUUGUUGAAGCCAAAGUUACUUGAUUUUAGAUGAAAAUAUGGUAACAGAGCAUACUACUGUUGUACUGUUGUGCAUAUUUGUGGUACAAGUAAGAACUUCACUGUUUGUUUGUUCCCCAUUACAUAUUGCAAAGUGAUAGAAGUCUGAUUCUGUUGUGUAAUGUGCUAAUGUGUCAUACAUAGGCUUGAUAGAUAGUUUUGUACAGUCAGCAAGAAAAAAUACCUUCUAUUGCUGCAGAGAUAAUGAAUGUUUUGAAGCAUUCAAAACACUGUGAAGAAGCACUGCACACAAUGUGAUCACACCUUCAGAAACUUUGUUACACACUCCAAGGUUCCUUUCUGUGUAGGCUUUUUGAUUACAAGCUUUCUUCAUUGCAUUAUGCACAGCCUAUCCAUCUGAUCUCAAAAUCCAGAGUUUCACAACACAGCAGUACUGUUACUAUGUAAUGAUGCAAUAAACUGCCUUGGCAAUGUCAGGUCAUGUAAUAAGCUCACUUUGGUUGUGGUAAGAAGCACCAAUUUCUUGGAAGGAGCAACUGUCUUCUACUACUACUACUACUACUACUACUACUACUACUACACUAAAGUACUUUAUGGCUGUGGCCUUGGGCUCACACCUUGUAAGUUGUAAGACAAGGAAAACUUUAACACAAGGACAUGAGUGCUCUUUUUUGCUGAUUGAACCUGUGUUGGGUUUAAAAUAAAGGUGUUUAUGUAAAA
Molecule: messenger RNA, 5731 nt
Organism: Portunus trituberculatus (swimming crab)
Lineage: Eukaryota; Metazoa; Arthropoda; Malacostraca; Decapoda; Portunidae
Product: alanine aminotransferase 1-like
Exons: 12
Coding region: 147-1766 (539 amino acids)
Biological process (GO): biosynthetic process
Molecular function (GO): pyridoxal phosphate binding; L-alanine:2-oxoglutarate transaminase activity
Source: RefSeq, a predicted model, not a curated record